Messenger RNA from Aspergillus clavatus NRRL 1, 531 nucleotides. Its product is annotated as DUF4149 domain-containing protein. The record is from RefSeq and is a predicted model, not a curated record. Lineage: Eukaryota; Fungi; Ascomycota; Eurotiomycetes; Eurotiales; Aspergillaceae. The coding region runs from base 1 to 531 and encodes 176 amino acids. The transcript has 3 exons.
AUGCAGUCAAUCCUGGAUGCUGUCAGCGAUCCGCUGCCAUACCAUUUGCUCUCAUUUGGGGCUCUUUUGGGGACGGAAAUCUUCCAGACUUUCGUCAACACGAAAGUGUGCUAUAAAGCUCUGCCUAUGCGGGAGUUCCUCGCCCUCCAAAAGCGCCUUUUUCCAGCAUAUUUCCAGUCUCAAGUUGGGCUCCUUGUUUUGACUGCGGUCACGCGCCCUCCACACAGCCUUCUGUCCUUCUCGAAACAUGGUUGGGACACUGUUCCACUGUUUGUUGUCGCUGUUACUGGAGCGCUGAAUUGGUUUGUCUUUGGCCCACGAACCACAACAACCGCUUUCAUCCGGCGGGCACUGCAUGAGAGUGCCAUGAAUGAAGACAGCGCUAAUCCACCGGAUCAAGCGAAGAUUCAACAGGCAAACAAGGCUUUCACCCGUAACCAUGUGAUGUCCAUUCAUCUGAAUGCAAUGUCCUUGGUGGCGACGGUAUGGUAUGCCUUUUCGUUGACUUCAAGCCUUACGAAGGGCCUGUAA